AUGACUGAUGAGAAGACCUUCCGAAUCGGCUUCAUAGUGCUGGGCCUUUUCCUCCUAUCCCUCGGCACGUUCCUUAUGAGCCACGACCGACCCCAGGUCUAUGGCACCUUCUACGCUAUGGGCAGCAUCAUGGUGAUCGGGGGCGUCAUCUGGAGCAUGUGCCAAUGCUAUCCUAAGAUCAGCUUUGUGCCGGCAGACUCUGACUUUCAAGGCAUCUUGUCCCCAAAGACCCUGAGCCUGCUGGAGAACAGGCUUUCGGAGGUGAAGAGUCCCCAAGCCCCGUACGUCAGGCUGUGGGAAGAAGCCGCCUACGACCAGAGCCUUCCAGACUUCACUCACAUCCAAAUGAAGGUCCUGGGUUACAGUGAGGAUCCCAGGCCCCUGCUGGCCCCUGAGCUGAAGACAGGAGUCAGCAGUGGUGGGAAAGGCGAGCCUCCUCAGACUGCUCAGGCCUGGAUGGAAGCUACGGUGGUCGUCCACAGGGGCGUGGAUGAGACUGAGGGAGAAAGACCCCAUACUCAGAGCAGCCCUCCAGGGUGCUCCCCAGGCUCUGCACCCCUGGCCUCCUUCCAAGAUGACCUGGACAUGGGUUCCAGUGAAGGCAGUAGCCCCCACCCGUCCCCACCCAACAGAGAUGAGCCACACCCACAGGUGCCGUGGGCCAGCAGGGGUCCACUGGAUCGCUUCAGUGACUUUGCCCUCAUUGAUGACACUCCCACAUCAGAGGACAUGGUCCUGGAGGGGCAGGUGCGGGAGGUAGCUCUGCCCAGCAAGCAGCGGCGGUCCCUGAGGGUGAAGGAGGAGACUGUCGGGACAAGUGCGGAGGAACCCGAGCAGGAGGAGGAAGACCUGUACUAUGGGCUACCAGACAGCCCUGGGGACCCCCUCCCCGACAAAGAGUUGGGCUUCGAGCCCGAUGUCCAGGGCUGA
Molecule: messenger RNA, 930 nt
Organism: Peromyscus californicus insignis
Lineage: Eukaryota; Metazoa; Chordata; Mammalia; Rodentia; Cricetidae
Gene: Bsnd
Product: barttin CLCNK type accessory subunit beta
Exons: 4
Coding region: 1-930 (309 amino acids)
Biological process (GO): chloride transport
Cellular component (GO): basolateral plasma membrane
Molecular function (GO): chloride channel regulator activity
Source: RefSeq, a predicted model, not a curated record